ACUUUGGUACCUGUCGGGACCGCUAUGGCGCUUUUCUGUGCGACGAAAACGUCGCGUGUGGCUGACGUGAAAACGAGAUCGUGCAAACCCUCUCAAGGACCUCCUUACAGCUGGUCUUCAGCCAACCAUUAUUACACGGUGUUUCUGCGAAUAACGAGAUUUUCAAAAUGAUCUGUGCUAUAGUAAUACUUGGAACUAUCGCCAUGGUUCAUGGUACCGUGUAUAUGCCCCCUAUGAAGGAACACUUCUUCACGGACAUGCUGUUUCGUGAGUUGGUCGACCGGAUGGGUAACGAAUUAGUAGACGCGGCUGAUUCCUAUUUAGAACUUCAAGAUGGUUCGCGAGUGACUAAUGAGUAUGAAAAGGCAAAGGAAAUUCCAGCUGAACUUCCAAUGGAUUAUGAUGGCAUUGAUACACCUAAUCCGAAUCCGAGCAUUCGGGACCAAGAGUACCUUCAGCAUAGUUCUCUCUGGAGUCAUCAGAGACUCCAAAAUGGGGAGAUUAGUAAUGACAGACAUAGAAUCCAGCCUGGUGGCUUGAAGGGUAUUAAAGAUGAGAAAACUGAAAGCAAUCUUCCAGCAUACUGCACACCACCAAAUCCUUGCCCAAUUGGAUACACAAGUGAAAAUCAUUGCAUCGUUAAUUUCGAAAACACAGCUACCUUCAGUCGGGAUUUUCAAAGUGCCCAGGACUGCAUGUGUGACACUGAACAUAUGGUCGAUUGUUCAAACGGAAUUGAAAAUAAUAAUGCUUUAUCCAACAUGCACAUCUCUAACUCUGAUUUCGAUCAAAUCGUCGAACAAUUUCAGGAGGAAAAUCCAUUCUUCCGCGGUGAGAAAUUACCAAUCGCAGCCAAAAAGGGGAUAAACGUCGGUUACUAAAUUAUAAAUAAUUUCGUCUAAAUGAAAUCUUUAUUCAAAUUUUUGAUUGAUACUUUCCAAAGAGAAAAAUGCUGGUAGUUUUUCUUUUAUGGAAUAUAAAGUACAACGCUAUCAGAUUGGUACUAAACAUUCAAAAAGCUUUGUCACAUAAUACAAUAACGCGGCAUAUGUAUAUACAGUGCUAUUCAGGAUUUCUAUCAAUUAUUAUGAUGGAUCAUCUACAGCUGGUACAGCAGCUCGGAAUAAUACUAUAUGUAUAUGGAGUCAAUAUAUUAACGAAUAGUUUCUUCAAGCCUGGACCAAAGUGACACAAAGUUAAUGAUGAAGGGUAUUUAAGAUGCUUGAAAUAUGCCAAAUAUUCUCAAGGAAGGUACACCAAAAGUUAUAGGGGCGUCAUAUGAAGCUGUUAAAUCUUGGGAUUAAAUAAAAAUAAAUUGAUAGCCAUUUGAAUGAGAAGCAGAAGUAUUCUAAAAAUAUUAAUGAAUGCAAAAUCAAUUUGCUUGAACAUUAAAAUAAUGCUGAGGAAAUAUUUUGUCGCGACAGUGAAAAUAUUUUUUCUCCCAUUGAGCAUCGUGCCAUAUCAAGGAAUUAAAUUAAAACUCAAAUUUUUAACAUAAAAAAUAUGUAAAUGUAAUCUGAGCAUUAUUUCCGUGUAGCGAUACGCUGUGUCCAGAGGAUAUCACAUUAUCGAUAAAAUAUAUUUUAUUAUUUGUCAGUUA
Cephus cinctus (wheat stem sawfly) is the source of this 1600-nucleotide messenger RNA. RefSeq names its product neuroendocrine protein 7B2 (gene 7B2). Gene Ontology annotation, cellular component: secretory granule. The record is from RefSeq and is a predicted model, not a curated record. NCBI's taxonomy places the organism in Eukaryota, Metazoa, Arthropoda, Insecta, Hymenoptera, Cephidae. Gene Ontology annotation, biological process: neuropeptide signaling pathway; regulation of hormone secretion. The coding region runs from base 168 to 881 and encodes 237 amino acids. Gene Ontology annotation, molecular function: enzyme regulator activity. The transcript has 5 exons.